Galdieria sulphuraria is the source of this 518-nucleotide messenger RNA. RefSeq lists its product as hypothetical. The coding region runs from base 156 to 386 and encodes 76 amino acids. The transcript has 3 exons. NCBI's taxonomy places the organism in Eukaryota, Rhodophyta, Bangiophyceae, Galdieriales, Galdieriaceae. The record is from RefSeq and is a predicted model, not a curated record.
CGUUCCUAUUCCACAACCGACAUCCAACAUGUCAAACAAUCGCGUUUGUUUAUUGUACAAAUGUUGCCAAAGAAAACUUGAAUAUUUGCCUCGAAAUACUUGUUCCCCCAGAAUACACCAGCUUCUUCAAAAUUGCUAGCUCCGACUGAAGCCAAAUGUUGUUUCUACACAACUUUCAUUACUUGACAACCAAGAUACAAUAUCAUCUUACAGAGGUUACCUGCAGGAUAAUAUCCGUGAAAACUGACACUAUCUUUGCAAAAACUUCCUCGGACACUAUAAUAGCGNGAAGGCUGAUGAUAGAUACCGCAGAGAAUUGGGUGUCAGGUGGAGAGAAGAAGUUAGAAAACUUGUUGGAUCACGAAAGGAUUGGGAGGAAAUUUUGAAACAAGAAUGUCUCAACGAUGGUUCUCUCAUUUACUACAGUAACCACGUUAUCGUUUCUGAUAUGCUGACAACGCAAACAGUUCUUGUUUGAAACCUGUUUGGAUCUCUAACAUAAAGUCGUGAACGACUAA